Osmerus eperlanus (European smelt) is the source of this 2159-nucleotide messenger RNA. RefSeq names its product centrosomal protein 57 (gene cep57). The record is from RefSeq and is a predicted model, not a curated record. Gene Ontology annotation, molecular function: gamma-tubulin binding; microtubule binding; identical protein binding. The transcript is spliced from 11 exons. The coding region runs from base 156 to 1730 and encodes 524 amino acids. Gene Ontology annotation, cellular component: centrosome. NCBI's taxonomy places the organism in Eukaryota, Metazoa, Chordata, Actinopteri, Osmeriformes, Osmeridae.
AAUAGUAGACUAGCGAAAGAUAAACAUAGCACUGCUUCUCCUUCAAUAGUAGACUAGCGAAAGAUAAAUGUACGUGCUCCGUACACUCAUUAGGCUUUGGAAUUAAACCGAAGUUACUAGCUCGCCAGCUGGGUAGACAAGACUAUUAUUGUUCAAUGAAGACGGUGUCAAAACCAACCUCCGCCACCGUGCGGGAUAAGGACGUUACAGCGCCCUCUGGUGGGUUCGUGAUGUCCGACAGUCUGUCUCUUUCAUCCUACAAGGACUAUCCUGUAAUCCAUCCUUUUAUCAUCACACACACACCUCGACACACAUUACCAAGCAACGCUUUUCCAGAGAGCAGCAGCAAAGCUAUCUUGUCUGCCUUGAGGAACCUUCAGGAGAAGAUCAGGACCCUGGAGAAGGAGAGAGGCCGGGCAGUACAGAGCAUAUACACACCGGAGAAGACCGCAACACACACACUCACACAGCCCCAGAGGGACAAGGACACACACUCUCAUGCUGACAUAGCCAAGCACACAGACAAACAUAAACACACUGACACACACACCCACACUGACACACAUACACACAAAGACACACACUCUCAGUCAGGCACACACACCAAGAGGGUGGGAGAGAGAGAAACCAGUGACAAGUCAGCAUGUAACCAAGCCCUGGUGACCCAGCUAGCCGCAGCGGAGGCUCGCUGUAGCCAGCUUGAAAAGCAGUUGGAGCACAUGAGGAGGAUGGUCCGCAGUGCCAAGUCGGACAGGACCACCCUGCUCAAACAACAGGUUUCCAUGGAGACAUCCAGGUCAGCUUAUCAGUCACAUGACUCUUGUUCUGGGCAUACCCAGCUGGAGAAACUAGAGCGUCUGGAGCAGGAGUAUUUGCGACUGACAGGCACGCAGGAGCAUGCAGAGAGGAAGAUCCAGGAGUUGGAGAUCAAGCUGCAGGAGGAGCAGCACCAGAUCAAGCUGGUCCAGGACAAAGCUAACCAGAUACAGACAGGUUUGGAAGCCAAUAGGAUCCUGCUCCAGUCUGUAUCUCCCCGCCCACCCAGAAGCAGAACCAAAGAGAAGAGACCUGUUUCUAAAACGCCUGUGGAGUCGCCCUCACACACACAGCCUCACUACAGACUUAGUCUGGGGGACGUGCCAUUUGUGACUGGAACGUCUCCAGGUUGCAGUCACUCGGUCCGGGCCAACGUCCAGUCUGUCCUCUCUCUGCUGAAGCAACACCAGCCCCAGCUCUGCAACGCACGCGUCCUCUCUCACACCCCAUUGGACCAGAGUUCCGCCCAGGCAGCCAAUCACAGGCGCUCAGACAGUGGCUCCUCCUCUUCCUCUUCUGGAGGGGAGGAGCUAGCAGACCUGUUGGUGGCAUUACAGGAAGAGCUGCGACACAUGAGCCUGGAGCAACAGGACCUGAUGCGGCAGGCUGAAGAGUGUGUGUCGGAGCGUGAGAGUAGAGAGCUGCACAGAGAUCAGGAGGACCUACUGAAGAAGAUGGAGAGGAAGGGAGAGCAGAUCAGCAAGUUACACAAACACCAAACACAGGUCAAGAGGUUGCGUAGGGAGGUGCGGGGUCAGAAGCGAGGGGGCAGAGGUGAGGUCAGGGUCACAACCACAGUGACUACUCGCGGUCGCUCAGCCGGAGUGGUCAAAGUUGGUCCGGGCGACCGCAGUAAGAACAAUCUGAAACUGCUCCGUGACAUGAAAGCCCUCCAGAGCUCCCUACGAACAUGACCUCAACACAACCAUCCUCCUUACAAACCUGACCGAAAGGCAACCGUCCUUACUACGAACUGGACCGCAAGACAACCGUCAUCCUCAGCAUGAACCUGACCACAACAUAACCAUCCUUGUUAUAAACUUGACCCCAGCUCAACCAUCUUCACUAAGAACCUGACUGCAACACAACUGUCGUCACUUUGCACCUGACAACAGUGUGAAACAACAUUUUACUGUCUAUACUCAUAUGGAGACCGUCUGUGGGUGCAGGUAGUUAUGUACGGAGGUUUUAUUGGGUCAACCCGACUCAUCCUAGCCUUAUCAUGGGAUAUCAGGGACAGAAUGUGUGUGUUUCUUUGGUGUGUGUGGGUGUGUUGAGAAUAAUUUCAAAUGAUCUAUUAGCAAUGGUGCGCUGCAUUUGGAAAUAAACAUAUUUAUUUUGUA